AUGGCGGAUCGCAUCACUCCAUAUGACUCCCAUUAUGUUGACUUUUCAGAUUUUAAUUCCUUCCCUCGUGACCAUUGGGUCCGAUGUGACGAUCAUUCCCUUCUGGUAUUCCCAUCUCAACCAUUUCUCCUUCUUCUUUCCCUGACAGGUGUCCUCUCACAGGUGGUUCUCACCCAGACAGGUCGUGUGGUGAAAAAGCCUGGAGAAUCCCAUAAACUGACCUGUGCAGUCACGGGGUUCAAUCCUAACAGCCACUGGAUGGUGUGGGUCCGGCAGAAACCUGGAAAGGGAUUGGAAUGGUUAGUUCACUACUAUGCUUCCGCAAGCACUAACUAUUAUUCCCCUGCGAUCCAAGGACGAUUCACUGCCUCAACAGAUAGCUCCAAUUCCUACCUGCAAAUGAACAACCUGAAAGCUGAGGACACGGCAGUGUAUUACUGUACAAGAGACUCACAGUGACAAGAACUUUGGCAGAAACCUGGACAGAACCUCAAUCUGGUCUGCACAGUGACAGGAUUUUCUAUCAAUACACAGCAUUAUGCUUGGAACUGGAUCCGUCAGGCACCUGGGAAAGGUCUGGAGUGGGUUGCAUGGAUAUACCCAUAUGAUGGGACCAUAUACUAUGCUCCUUCUCUCCAGAGCCGUACCACAAUUUCUGCAGACACCUCCAAGAACCAGUUCUCCCUCCAGCUGAAUUCCGUGACAGCUGCCGACUCUGCUGUGUAUUUCUGUGCUCGAUGGUUUUCCGACAAGCUAACCCAGUUCUUCAUCUUCAUCAAGACUUCCUUCCUUCCCAUAAAGCCAAUGGUAUCUGGCUUCCUUUCGCGCCGCGGCUGCUUUGAUGGAGAUACGAAGAUCCAGAGCCGUGUCGCCAUUUCUGCAGACGCCGCCAAGAACCAGUUCUCCCUCCAGCUGAACUCCCUGACAGCUGCCGACUCUGCUGUGUAUUUCUGUGCUAAAAACCACAGUGAAACAAAGUCCAUUGAAAGCUCACCAAAAAGAGGAACAUAA
Sphaerodactylus townsendi is the source of this 1011-nucleotide messenger RNA. RefSeq lists its product as uncharacterized. Gene Ontology annotation, molecular function: antigen binding; immunoglobulin receptor binding. Gene Ontology annotation, cellular component: external side of plasma membrane; blood microparticle; immunoglobulin complex, circulating. The transcript is spliced from 6 exons. Gene Ontology annotation, biological process: phagocytosis, recognition; innate immune response; complement activation, classical pathway. Lineage: Eukaryota; Metazoa; Chordata; Lepidosauria; Squamata; Sphaerodactylidae. The record is from RefSeq and is a predicted model, not a curated record.